Molecule: messenger RNA, 1050 nt
Organism: Elephantulus edwardii (Cape elephant shrew)
Lineage: Eukaryota; Metazoa; Chordata; Mammalia; Macroscelidea; Macroscelididae
Product: histo-blood group ABO system transferase 1-like
Exons: 6
Biological process (GO): carbohydrate metabolic process
Cellular component (GO): Golgi apparatus; vesicle; membrane
Molecular function (GO): glycoprotein-fucosylgalactoside alpha-N-acetylgalactosaminyltransferase activity
Source: RefSeq, a predicted model, not a curated record
UCAGGGAGGACAAAAUGCUGCUCGCUCCGCCUGGUGGCCUGGCUUCUGAUUGCUGGCCUGACCAUCUUUGGCUACUGUCUCCUGAGUCUGGGGGGCCAGCAGGUGUGCGGUACGCUUCCUGUGGACAGUGUGCUUCCUAGGGCAAGUGUGGUUGCACAAGAUGCCGACGUCCUGCAGGUUGUAAAGUUACCGAGGGUGGUGUCCCCCCAGCCGAAGCUGCUGACACCCUCUCGGAGCGACGUCCUGGUCCUCACCCCUUGGCUGGCUCCCAUCGUCUGGGAAGGGACCUUCGACAUCAACGUCCUGAAAGCGCAGUUUCAGAACACCAUCAUAGGGCUGACUGUGUUCGCCAUCAAAAAGUACGUGGUCUUCCUGGAGCUCUUUCUGCGGACCGCAGAGCAGCACUUCAUGGUGGGACACAAGGUCAACUACUACAUCUUCACUGACCGGCCGGCCAAUGUCCCGAGUGUCCCCCUCCAGGAAGGCCGGCAGCUGGUGGUCCUCGAGGUCCGGAACUACACCCGCUGGCAGGACAUCUCCAUGCACCGUAUGGAGAUGAUCAGCAACUUCUCCGAGCGGCGCUUCCUCCACGAGGUGGACUACCUGGUGUGCGCCGACGUGGACAUGAAGUUCAGCGACCACGUGGGCGUGGAGAUCCUGUCCUCCCUGUUCGGCACCCUCCACCCAGGUUUCUAUUCCGCCCAGCGCCAGGCCUUCACCUACGAGCGCCGGCCCCAGUCCCAGGCCUACAUCCCCAGGGAUGAGGGGGACUUCUACUACAUGGGGGCCUUCUUCGGGGGCUCCGUGCUGGAGGUGCACAGACUCACCAAGGCCUGUCACCAGGCGAUGAUGGCGGACCAAGCAAAUCACAUUGAGGCCGUGUGGCAUGAUGAAAGCCACCUCAACAAGUACCUGCUGUACCACAAGCCCACCAAGGUGCUGUCCCCCGAGUACAUGUGGGACGAGCAGUUGCUGGGCCGGCCCCCCAUCAUGAAGAGGCUGCGGUAUGUGGCUGUGCCCAAAAACCACCAGGCCAUCCGGAACCGAUGA